UGUGUGUGUGUGUGUGUAAUAUUAAACAAGGAGGAGGAGAUAGCCAAAUACUCUGCAGUCAUUCCUGAAACGGUUGCUUAGAAAUCUGUGCAGAAGACAUUUAGCCAUCUGUCACUGCCGGAAAUGAUUUGACUGCCAGGUGAGUGACAGGUUGUGUAUUUGUAUCAAUGUGUCAGAAACCUGUGAAGAUAAUCAUUUGCAGCCACUAAUGGCUCCCUGACUAUCCUUGCUACUGGUUUCUACCCAGUACUUGCUUCCCUUGCUUUUGGAAUAAAUUCUGAGGACAAGGAACUUGCUGUUUUCAAAAGCAUUCGUUCUGAGAGUGGAUACCUUGGAUACCUUAAGAUUGGAGUUGUUUUGUCUCAGAUGAGCAGCAUGUGCCCUUUUUCUCACGGUGGACAGAUGUCCUCCUUUGCUCAAGGUGCCAUCUGCCCAGCUGUCACCCAGUUGGAUCAGGCGUCACCUAGUGUCACCCUGAGAAUCUCUGUUGGUCCUGAUCUCAGUUUAAAGAACUUGAGCUGGCUAAGAACGUUAAUAAUCCUCCCAGGACUUUCAAAGGGAGCAGACUGGCCACGUAGACCCAGGUAAAAGGCUGAAACCAGGAGGUUCCCACACAGGUGAGCUUGCCGGAAGGGUAACAUUUCAAGUGAGAAAGGAGUAGCAAUGGGCUCUGGUAAUUUCUGGCUUCUUGGGCAGAAAGUUAAGUUUUGAUUCUGUUUGGUCUAUAUUCGAAAUAUUGGUGCGAGAUCCUUCUGGAAUAGCAAUAGGCAGAAAGGAGAGGUUAAAUUUGGGAUGACUACUGAGAAGGCACUGCUGGUAUUCUUUCCAAGACUGGUAUUAUCUUUCAUGGCAUUUCAUCACAUCAUAAAGACUUUCCUGUGCCACUUGAGUUUGGUAUAAAGUUGCAUUUACAUUAUCAAGUUGUUGUUUUUUCCUUUUGUAAUUAUAUAUUCAAAAUUUCAGUGCUCAGAAAUUGGGCUUUUUGGAUUACAACUCUCAGAAUCCCCCACUAACUGCCACUGCAUUCUUGGAGUUGUAGUUUUAAAAAGCAGCAUCUGUGUUUUGUAUAAUGAUAGUGUGCCUUAUUGCUUUUAAGAGACUUUAGCCCAGCUGAGUGGUCUGUAAGCCUCAGAAGGGUAGGAUUUGUUUAUUAAAUGAAGAGAUGGACAAAACUAGGAUGGUAGCCAUUAGAUCUUUCUAUUUUUAAUUGCAUGACCUCCUUCCCUUAUCUCUCCCUACUGCCUUAUGCAUUUCCUUUACUUUCCUAGGGAUGCUGCCUAUCCACCUCCAGGCUCAGAUGAAAACUGGACAGCACCGUGCAAUACUGCUUUGAGCUACUGUGGGAAACCAGGGUUUCAAUCCCUGCUGGGACCUGGCUGUGUGUUCCAGCCUUCUUCUGAAAUGGAAUCUGUCGUGAAAUCAGCAUUCGCAGCCCCAGCCAAGCAACUGAUGUGUUGUAUCUCAGCAGACUUCCCUAAGGAGAAAGAUCCUGGUACUCCAAGAUAUUUUAGCCGGGAUCGGAAGCCCCAGAUGUCUCAGAAGCAGCAAAACAAGCGGGAAGCAGCCUUUGUUCAACGGAAGGCCGAACGUGCUUCCAUGAGGGCUCAUCUCCGGGAGAAAUAUCAUCUGCCAAAGAACCGGACAGAUAAGAAGCAAUUGGAAAUGGCCGGGGGUAAGACAAAACUCCCCCAAGACCUCCUGGUUAUUGUGAAGCCUAAGGCCUCUUCGGAGUCUGGCUCCAUCUUCUCUACCUGGCGUGGUCUGGAUUUCAGUUCCUUGAGGAUCACUGCAGAAAACGCAGUGGAGUCUCUCAAGCAGCCUGUGCAGUGUCCUGUGAUGUGAAUGAUCCCUCUCCUCACCUCCAUUUAUGAACUUCUCUCCAGCGUACCUCGCUGCAACGACAGUAGGAGAAAGUACAAUGCUUCAGUGAGGUGUAGCCUCUCCAAACGCUGGCACUUGGAAGUCCUCCAGGCAGUCUUGGUUCCAAAACAUUACAUCUGUUGGGGAAAUGUAGAAGUUGGUGACUCCUACAUACCUUUGCCAAAGGCUGCAGUCUUCUCUCAGUAUAGCUAUAGAAGCCAUUUUGGGUUCCAAUUUUGGGAGAAAAGUGGGAGACAAAUUAAUAUAAUAAAUAAACAAACAAACAAACGAAUGAAUGAAUGAAUGGAAGGAUGGGUACUCUAGAAAUAAGCUGCACAGCCACCAUCUUGAUGUUCUCUUAGCAUCACUUGGAACCUGAUUUGUGCCGCAAUGUCCCACACCUUUUAUUAGAACUUUCAUGAACUAGACACUGCUCUUUGAAUGCUGCCACAUCUAAAACUCAGUGCCCUGGUAACGGAGCCUUUGUGGAAGUCUUAUAACCUUCAGCAUUUCACAGAUGAAAACUGGACACGUGUGGCUAAGCAACAUGAGUGUGCUCAAGAUGGCAAAGGUUAUUAGUAAGGAAGAGCACAUGAGCUUGGAAAGACUACAGCAGUUUGCUUUUGCCUGGAUCUACAACAAAGGGCAAGGUUCUGCCUUUUCUCCACUGUGGAGCGCAAACGACUUUUGCGCUUUGAACUCAGUUUGCAGCAGGUGAAAUAAACGACAGACAAAGGGGGAAAUGGAGAGGUUAGAGAAAAACUAGGACAUUUUAAAAGCAGUUGAAAAAGUGGGAUGAGACUGUCUCUGCUAAAUCAGUAUGGCUGCAUUGUAUAUGAGCUUUUCUAUGCAUGAGGCCCCAAUUCAACCCCUGGCAAAUCUGGUAAUGGACUGAGAGGCACAGCCAUGCUUGAAACUCUGGAAAGCUCAUCAACCUACUACCCAGAGUUGGUCUGAGCUCUUUAUGACCCACUUUGCUGUUGUCUUUUGGGUGACACUACUUUAAAGUAGUUUUAAAGGGAGGUGUUCAUGAGGAAUGAGAUUCAGUCUCUUGUAUCAAUAAAGCAUUC
Messenger RNA from Sceloporus undulatus (fence lizard), 2930 nucleotides. RefSeq names its product complexin-3-like. NCBI's taxonomy places the organism in Eukaryota, Metazoa, Chordata, Lepidosauria, Squamata, Phrynosomatidae. The transcript has 4 exons. The record is from RefSeq and is a predicted model, not a curated record. Gene Ontology annotation, molecular function: syntaxin binding. Gene Ontology annotation, cellular component: SNARE complex; terminal bouton. Gene Ontology annotation, biological process: regulation of neurotransmitter secretion; neurotransmitter transport; synaptic vesicle exocytosis. The coding region runs from base 1246 to 1842 and encodes 198 amino acids.